GGGCGCGCGGUGCUCGUUUCCGCAGGUUCUACGUCAUCAGUACGAGCCCCGAGCUAGCGGCGCCGUGGUGUGGACUUUUCUGCGAUUUUCCUCCUUUUUCUGCAAUUUUGCCCUUUAAUCUUCACUUCAACGACAAACCAUUCAAAUAGUUUCAGUUUUAUGUUUAAAUAAGCUGUGUCCCUGGGGUGAAACUUCGCAUCACGUUGCCAUGGCAUCUCCGGGGGGACAAGGCGGAGCUCUGUCCACGCGAGAGAGAGGAGCUGGGGCGGCCAGGAGGAUGAAGUGGACUUUGGAGCUCAGCAUGGGCAACACCAGGAGCCGUUCGGAUCGUCAGGGUGGGCAGGGUGAUGUGGUUUACCCCAUCGGUUACUCUGAGAAGCCUGUACCAGACACCAGCAUCCAGGAGACUGACAAGAACCUGGUGGAAAAGCGCUGCUGGGAUGUGGCUCUGGGUCCUCUGAAGCAGAUCCCCAUGAAUCUGUUCAUCAUGUACAUGUCGGGGAACACCAUCUCCAUCUUCCCCAUCAUGAUGGUCUGUAUGAUGGCCUGGAGACCCAUCCAAGCCCUGAUGUCCAUGUCAGCAACAUUUAAACUGCUAGAGAGCUCGAGUCAGCAGUGGCUGCAGGGCCUGGUGUUCCUGGUGGGGAACCUUCUGGCAUCAGCUUUGGCCAUUUACAAAUGUCAGUCUAUGGGCCUGCUGCCCACGCACUCGUCCGACUGGCUCGCCUUCAUUGAGCCGCCACAGCGGUUGGAGAUCAUGGGAGGAGGGAUGGUGUUGUGAAGAAAUCCUGUUCAUAAUUACAGAGUUUAAAGCUGUACAUAUUGUUGGUUGUUUUCAUAUUCUAUCAGAUUAAUUCUAAAAAUGGGUUGCAUUUAUGUAGAAUUUGUUUGGGAUUGACUUCACAAAAUGGCUAUAGUAAACUUACACUUUAAAGUUCUUUCAACUCACAACACUCACAUAUUUGUUGUUGAAUAGUGGCGCCACUUUCUAAAGCUAUUGUAAAAAAAGAAAGAUUUAACAUAUGUUUAUUUAUGGUGACAGAGAAGAUGUUAAACUUUGUUCCAGUUUUUGUGGAUAGGUCCAGUAAUUACAGAGAUAUUAACCAUGAACCAGGACUAAACCUCUUAUUUUGUGGCCUAUAAAUGAUAUGACACAUUCUGUUUAGCCACUUUCAGAUUUCUUCAGACUGUUUCAUUUUAACUGUGCCCAUAAAUGAAAUAAAAAUUUGGACUUGUUGACCAC
Messenger RNA from Periophthalmus magnuspinnatus, 1243 nucleotides. RefSeq names its product ER membrane protein complex subunit 4 (gene emc4). Gene Ontology annotation, cellular component: EMC complex. Lineage: Eukaryota; Metazoa; Chordata; Actinopteri; Gobiiformes; Gobiidae. The transcript is spliced from 6 exons. The record is from RefSeq and is a predicted model, not a curated record. Bases 209 to 781 code for a protein of 190 amino acids. Gene Ontology annotation, biological process: protein folding in endoplasmic reticulum.